GGGAACACUGAUUUAACAAUUGUUGCGCAUAAAAUAUAUGAAUAAUAUAAUAUUAAAUAUAAUUUAAAAAGGGGAGCUGAGCAUAAUGAAGCAAACAAGCAUUUCCGACGAUCUGGCGGUUAAAAGGGCAAGCAUCACCGGCAGCCCGUAAAUCAAAACACCUCACGCACCGCGACAACAACAACAAAAAAAGCUGCCGUUUUCGCUACUCGUUUUCUGUUGUCGCUGAUUACGCCGCGUUAUCUAUUUGGUCUCUGCCGGAAUAAAUAGUUUAAUUUGUUACAAAUAGCCAAUCGAGACGACAGACGCACUGCAACCGCCAAGAUGAGCGCUACUUUCCCCAGUUUCGCGGACAUCUCCGCCAAAUUCUCCGAGUCAACGCUGGACGAGAUCAUACGGAAUGUGGGCGGUACACAUCACACCUCGUACAAGUUCGGGCCGAGUGGCAAGAAGGGCGAUGCCUAUUUGAGCCGUGUCUUUCGCAUAACUAUUUAUGGCGUCAAAGAGGACAACGGGGAGGAGAAGCCUUUGGAGGUCAGUGUGAUUGUGAAGGCCAUGCCGGACAAUCUCCACCGCCGUCGACUGUUCCGAUCGGUGAUAUUCUUUCGCAAUGAGAUCCAUUUCUACACCAAGGUCAUACCGGCCAUUGAAGCCUUCCAGAAGUCACGCAAGCCCCAGGCCAAGCAUCCCUUUGUGGAGUAUCCCAGAUGUGUGGCUUCGCUCUGUGAUGGAGUCAAUGAUUUUAUUGCCCUGGAGGAUGUGGGUCCAAGGGGCUACAGGGCUCCAGUUCGCCAGGACUACAUUUCUCUGGAGGAUGCCCUGCUGACCAUGAAAACCCUGGGCCGUUUCCAUGGUGUGGCCCUUGCCUUCAAUGCCCUCGAUCACGAGAACUUUGAAAAGGCAGCCGCUGCCUUGGAGGAGACCUAUUAUGGCGAACACACCCGGGAGUGGUACACUGGAUUCCUGCUGCUGGCCGAGAAUGUGGCCAAGGAUGCCAUAACGCAAAUCUAUCCGAAUAGCAAGUACGAGACCAUUGGCGGCAAUUUCCUGCAGCCGCCACUCUUCGAUGAUCUGAUCAAUCUGGUGUCCACACGCUCCAAGCUGAGUGUCUUUGGGCACGGCGAUUGCUGGACCCCCAACUUCCUGACCAAAUACGACGAGCAGGGCAAGUCAAAGGAGAUCAUUAUCAUUGAUUUCCAGCUGGCCAGGUGCUCGUCUCUGGCCCUGGACCUGAGCUUCUUUGUCUACUCGUGCACCAGCCAGGAGCUGAGGGAGCAGCACUAUGAUACCCUGCUGCGUGCCUAUUUGGAGAGUGCCCAGGAGCUUAUACGGGAUCUGGGUGGCGAUGCCGAGGCCAUUAUUUCAUGGGAAACACUGCAGGAGGAGCUGAAGAGUUUCGGACGCUUUGGCUGCGGCAUGGGCAUUGAAUCCCUGCCCAUGACCAUGAUGGAGGACGAGGAGGUGGCCGAUUUGGAUGGCAUUCAGGAGAAUGCCAUUCUCACGGACAUUUGGAAUAUUACGCCGUUCAAGGAGACCGCCAAGCAACAGCGUCUGGCUGAUAUCUUCAAGCAUGCCAUCGAUCAGGGCUACAUAAAGUAGGGGAGUCCAAGGAACUCCUGCCUGUGAGCACCUUUUUAACGAUCAAAUCGAAUUCUUCUAGUAUUGCUGAAUUUAUCCACGUAACCGCUACGAUGCAUGUACAAAAUAAAUAGCUUCAACAUUGUUCAAAUAA
Drosophila kikkawai is the source of this 1732-nucleotide messenger RNA. RefSeq lists its product as uncharacterized. The record is from RefSeq and is a predicted model, not a curated record. NCBI's taxonomy places the organism in Eukaryota, Metazoa, Arthropoda, Insecta, Diptera, Drosophilidae.